UACGAUAGUUUUCGUACAUCUGGCAACAUUGCUGGGUUUGAUGGUGGGAGUGAUGUAGAACACGGUAGGUGGCGGUAGUGCAACUUUAAGCAUGAAAGCCGCCGUAAAACACUAACAAAGAAGAAAAAGAACACCACCGAAGAAGAUAAAGACUUGGCGGGACCCUGUGAGAUCUAGUGUCUUUGUUCCGCCAUCGUAGAGACCAUAGUCAGAGCAGAGAGCUGCUUUAGCAACCAGGAUCAAAAUGGAUCAGUACAAACUCGAAAUAAAAGAAGAGGAGGUGAACGUUCAUCUAGACCAAAAUGAGAGCGAUACGGAGCAGCAGGACCCGAGUUUAACUGAGCGGAACCGGGCCAUUAGCAGAAUAAAGACGGAGCAGCAGGACCCGAGUUUAACCGAACAGGACCGGUACAUUAGCGGAAUAAAGAUGGAGCAACAGGACCGGUCCAUUAGCAGAAUAAAAAUGGAGCAACAGGACCAGAAUUUAACCGAACAGGACCGGUACAUUAGCGGAUUAAAGAUGGAACAGCACGACCCGAAUUUAACCGAGCAGGACCGGUCCAUUAGCGGAAUAAAGCAGGAGCAGCAGGACCCCGACCACGCCGAUCAACAGGAACACAAAGGAAGAAGAGCUUCAAGGCUGUGUCUCUGUCGGCAAUGUAGCCAGGCCCUCGCCGAAACAUCGGAGCUAAAGAAUCAUCAAAAGGUUCACUCUGGAGAAAAACUAUAUGGCUGUGACCAGUGUGGCAAAACUUUCUCUGCAAAACAUAACUUAGGGACCCAUCAUCAAAUUUAUACUGGAGAAGAACCACACACGUGCAUCCAAUGUGGUGUAGCUUUCUACAGGUCAAAGGAUUUAAGAAUCUACUGUUGUGGUCGCACUGGAGAGAAACGUCACUCCUGUGAACAGUGUGGAAAAGCGUUCUCUCGUCUCAGCGGUUUACUGGUACACCAACGUGUUCACACCGGAGAGAAACCGUACUCAUGUGAACAUUGUGGGAAAGCUUUCUCUUACAGCAGUAGUUUACGUGCACACAAACAUGUUCACACUGGAGAGAAGCCUCAUUUAUGUGAACAGUGUGGGAAAGCUUUCUCUCACAGCAGUAGUUUACGUGCACACCAACGGUUUCACACUGGAGAGAAGCCCUAUUCAUGUGAACAGUGUGGAAAAGUGUUCACUCGGCGCACAAAUUUACAGGCACACAAACUUGUUCACACUGGAAAGAAACCUCAUUCAUGUGAACAAUGUGGAAAAGCGUUUUUUUACAGCAGUACAUUACUUGCACACAAACGUGUUCACACUGGAGAGAAACCUCACUCAUGUGAAGAGUGUGGAAAAGCUUUCUCUCAAAAAAGUAGUCUAGGGGCACACCAACGUGUUCACACUGCAGAGAAACCUCACUCAUGUGAACAGUGUGGAAAAGUGUUCAGUCGGCGCACAGAUUUACAGGCACACAAACUUGUUCACACUGGAGAGAAACCUCAUUCAUUUGAACAAUGUGGAAAAACAUUUUUUCAGCUCAGUCAGUUACGGGCACACAAACGUCUUCACACUGGAGAGAAACACCAUUCAUGUGAACAGUGUGGAAAAGCGUUUUUUAAAAGCAGUACAUUACUUGCACACAAACGUGUUCACACUGGAGAGAAACCUCACUCAUGUGAAGAGUGUGAAAAAGCUUUCUCUCAAAAAAGUGGUUUACGGGCACACCAAUGUGUUCACACUGGAGAGAAACCUCACUCAUGUGAAGAGUGUGGAAAAGCAUUCUCGAGGAGCAGUAAUUUACUGAAACAUCAACGUAUUCACACUGGAAAGAAAUCUCACUCAUGUCAACAGUGUGGAAAAGCAUACUUUCAGCUCAGCGAGUUACAGGAACACCAACGUAUUCACACUGGAGAAAAGCCUCAUUCCUGUGAACAGUGUGGAAAAGCAUUUUAUCAACUCAGUCAGUUACAGGCACACAAACGUAUUCAUGCUGGAGAAAAACCUCAUUCAUGUGAACAGUGUGGAAAAGUGUUUUCUCACAGCAGUAGAUUACUUGCACACAAACGUGUUCACACUGGAGAAAAGCCUUACUCAUGUGAACAGUGUGGAAAAGCUUUCUCUCAAAAAAGUAGUUUACGGGCACACCAACGUGUUCACACUGGAGAGAAACCCUACUCAUGUAAACUGUGUGGAAAAGUGUUCUCUUGGCUCAGUAACUUUUAUGUACACCAACGUAUUCACACUGGAGAGAAACCUUACUCAUGUGAACAGUGCGGAAAAGCCUUCUCUCAAAGAAGAAGUUUACGAGCACAUCAGCGUGUUCACACUGAAGAGACAAUUGUCUAACUAAACGAAACCAUAUGGUCCUAGGAUGUUCUGUGACUUUGAAAAUUGUUUUUUUCUUAUUCUAUGCAGUCAGUGUAUAGUGUAUGACUUCUUAUGUUUAGCACUGAACUUACUCAUGCAAACAAUCAAGUUUGUCGUACACCAGGUUUAGGUGUCUGACAUUCUGUUUGACUGACUAAUAGUUUAUGACCUGUCUCUGCCUGGUACACCCUGGACGUAGCUUCCAAACCCAAGAACGUGAAGCUGUGUGUCUCUUUGUCUACUGAGACCACCCCACCAGUUACAUGUGUACUUGAACUAGACCUUCCAUUGUCAGGGUGCAUGGAUACAGCUUUAAGACAUACCUCUGUUACCGGUCACCACUCCUCUCGAGGCAAUAUAGCCUAUAGUAAGCUCAGUGAUUGUUUGAUCCCCACCUUGUCAGAGUGCAAACGGUCUUGGGGGAAACAAUCUGGGAGAGUGUGUGUGCGGGGUACUUACUAGGUUAGCUAGCUAGCUGGCUGGUGCUGCGCUUUCGCCGUGCUCCCCCUUCACCGGGUGCAGGUCGGCGGUGAGAUAGAUCCUCCGCGUUGGGUUCCGUGUUGCACGGAUCGCCGUGUUUGGCUCGUGAUCCGUGAGGUUUGCUUCUCCAGCAGCCUGCGUGAGCACAGCAGCGCUUGGGUUCCCCAUUGUGAUCCUUGCAGCACAGUGCAUAAAGAAACACAUUCAUUAAUGCCCCUUAAUUUUUAUGAGCCUCCAGCGUCUUGGCACUGUUGGACACUUCCCCCUUCAUUUUGUAGCGAAGCCCAAUAUUAUAGAAGAAAGCGUACAAGGGUGGCGGGUGGUGGGAGAGAGUGUGGUGCCAACAUUAUUCGCUGUUUCUCACUGUGUUUAGAAAAAAAGCUUGUUAGCUACGUGUCUCUGUAGCAGAUUGUCCGUGCCACAGCUUUGGGGAGCUGGGCCCUGCUUGUCUGGCUCUGCUGCAGGCAAUGUGGCUGCUUCACCUUGCAUGUUUGCUCUCAGCGCACCGAAUGAAAGACGUACAGGAAGCAGCCUGUAGCGUGACAUUUUUAUUUUCAUAGUUCUAUUCUGUGAUUCGUCAGGAGCCGUUUUCUGUAUGGUGUUGUCUGCAGGAAACGGGCGAGAUCAGCGACGUUUUUCAUGUCUACUGACUGACUGUGGGAGUGUGCUGGUACUGAUGUCCCACACCUCUGAUUGAUUGACCCGUUUUAAUAGAGUCACCACAGUGCACAGCUGUUGCAUUGUUUGGUUCCUGUCUGCACACACACGUCUGUAGAGGGUUUUUUUGAAUGGGAGGGUUACAGUUUUUACUUUGGGUGAAAAGUAAGCGGGAUGUGGGGAAAACAGACAUCUCUGCUGCCAUGCUGCAUCUGCUAUGGCUCUGUGGUUCUGUUCCGGUGGUGCUGCCUGCGGCAUUUUGUGCUUGGACUGGGAAUACAUAUUUGGUGCUGUGUAGUGGAGCUGGUUGCAUCUCUCCCGCUGGACAGAUUAAUGCUGCCAGUUGCUGUUGAUCUGGGCCCUCGUGCUGAUGGCAGCUACUGACAGUCCUGCCACGGCUUCUAUGGUGAUGUCCCUGUUUGUGUGGUCGGCAGUGCCUGUGGGUGUUCGACCCACUCCUGGACUUUCCCUGGCUUCAGACGGGAUUCUCGUAUGAACAAAACCGCUGAUAAAUGGAAUUGAUCUCUGUUGACUUGCCCUGCAUCAGGCCUCUCAUGGCAGCUUUGGCCGUCCAUUCCUCACAUGAGCAGAGGAGUCGGACUGCAGCGCCACAGCAGUGCAGGGUCCUUCUGUACAUUUUUUGGCACGCUACUCCUACACACUUUCAAGUACAGAUACUGUUCAAAUAUAAAACUGUUCCGCUACUUCUGUACCAAGUACAAUAAAAUAAAUAAUAAUAAAUAAAUAUAAUCAACAUUAUAUGCAGAUUUUCAGCUCAGUGCAUUGUGGGUAAUGCACUAACAAAGUGUAAGUGAAGGAGUUAUUCUUGCAGUGAUUGAUGAAUGAGUUUACAUUAUGUAAUGGAAAUGUAAUCUUUGUGAAGGUGUUUUCUAUUGUGACAGAACAAACAUUGCAUUCAGCAUAAAAUCAUCAAAUCUAUGAACCCGCUGUUUUGUAUGUAACCCUUUUCACUGAUUUGUGAAUGACCAUAAAACUGUUUGUGCAAAUAAAAAAAGUAUUAUUUUGACUCCUUAGCAACAAUCCAGAUAUAAAGGGGGGCACAGAGAUAGAGAUUUCAUAAUUAAACUCUUGCAGGGCAACUGCACUGUAAAUGCACUGUUUCUGCGUACUUCUCUUCUUGCAAGAAUAAACCAUAGAAAGACAA
Betta splendens (Siamese fighting fish) is the source of this 4652-nucleotide messenger RNA. Its product is annotated as zinc finger protein 260-like. Lineage: Eukaryota; Metazoa; Chordata; Actinopteri; Anabantiformes; Osphronemidae. Gene Ontology annotation, cellular component: nucleus. The coding region runs from base 245 to 2329 and encodes 694 amino acids. Gene Ontology annotation, biological process: regulation of transcription by RNA polymerase II. Gene Ontology annotation, molecular function: RNA polymerase II cis-regulatory region sequence-specific DNA binding; DNA-binding transcription activator activity, RNA polymerase II-specific. The transcript is spliced from 2 exons. The record is from RefSeq and is a predicted model, not a curated record.